CAUGUCGCCAAGAUAUGGUGAAGAUCUCCAUGGAUGUGUUUGUUCGCAAAUACCAGCCUGAGCGUUAUAAGCUAUGGAAAGCUGGCAAGGACACCACUCCUAUUGACCACUCUAGACCCACACCAGAGUCUGCACUAUUACACAAGGACAUCAAGAAGAAAAGAAUUCCCAAUGAACCAGCAGCAUCCUCCCCCUUGGCCAUAGCUGACAAUGGAAAUGCAAAAACGCACGUUGCUAUAAAGCAGGAAGUGGUUAAAAAUAUCUCUCAUGCCAUGGACAUGGAGGACACCAGGAAGACACACAAGACAAAGUUGUCUCGAAAAGCAUCUCCCAAAAAAGAGAAAGGCACAGUUCAAGAGAGAAGUGAAACAAAGAUGGAAAAAGACCCUAAACCACCACCAAAGUUUCCAGCUAAAGUCGGUCCAAAGAAAUCCUCAAAUAGACGCAAUCCACUGAAAAAAGAGAAGAGUCGCGCUGAGGGUCCUGACCGGACUGUCCGAGAGCCCUGUGAUAGCGAUCUAAUGUCUGCCUGCUCUGAGCGGUUAGAGAGUUUGUAUGAGCAGCCAGCGGUGACCAGUUCACAUGCCAAAGUGUUUCAGAGGACACUGAGUCCUACGGAUGUGCUGCAUGUCCACAGCUAUGCCAAAGGAGACUACAGUGAGGAGGAGGAACCCACCUUUGAGGAACGAAAGACUGAUGCCACCGACUCCAGAGCUGUGGAAGAGGACAGGGGACAACCAGGAAAUGCCGUUGAAGAGAUGGCUGUUGAUGACUGUAAACCAGAGAGUGAUCUCGACAGGUUGCCAGGACAUCACCCACUUAUUAAGGAAGGCAUAAGCGAUGGAGAGGUCCCAGAGGAAAUUAUCCCAGUGAAUGAGGGUGGUCUGGAGGGUGAAAGUUGGGCUAAACCUUUGGCCCACCUGUGGCAGAGCCGAUCACCCAACCCAAAGAAAGAGAGGGAGUACAAUCUGCGCAUGGGAAUGAAACCUCCAUACUGCUGCAUCUGCACUCUUUUCCACACUUACCAGCAGAUGGAGGUUACCAGUAGUGCAAACAAUCCCAUCAUUCUUCCCGGGAAUAAGAUGAGGACCAAGCCCCUGAUCCCAGAGUCCUGCUUUAGCAUCAACACAGAGGAAGAUUCAGAGGAUGAGCGGAGGCUGAGCACAGCUUAUGUGGAGGACGAUGGGACCAGCUUGCUGAUCAGCUGUUCUGAGUGCUGCGUGCGCAUCCACGCCAGCUGUUACGGGGUUGAUCCUGCAAGUGUGGAUAGUGACUGGAAGUGUGCACGCUGUAAAGCUAAUGCCUUGACAGAGAGUUGCUGCCUUUGCUCAUUGAGGGGAGGAGCCUUGCAGAAAGCCAACAACAACAAGUGGGUACAUGUCUUGUGUGCUGUCGCUGUCCUAGAAGCUCGCUUUGUCAACAUCACAGAACGAAGUCCUGUGGAUCUGAGUGGAAUCCCCCUGCAGAGGUUUAAACUGAAGUGUUACUACUGUAAGAAGCGCAUGAAGAAGACUUUGGGCUGCUGCGUGCAGUGCUCUCACGGCCGCUGUCCCACGGCGUACCAUCCUACCUGUGCUCAGGCUGCGGGUGUCCUCAUGCAGCCUGACCACUGGCCCUUUGUUGUUCAUGUCACCUGCUGUCGACACAAGGGUCCCACACAGAUUGAGCGUAACAAAGCAGCCAUGCAUGAGCUUACAGUGGGACAGAGGGUGAUCUGCAAGCACAAAAAUGGACGCUACUACCAGUGUGACGUGGUGCAGUUGUCCACGGAAACCUUUUAUGAAGUCAACUUUGAUGAUGGCUCCUUCAGCGACAAUCUGUUCCCAGAAGAUAUUGUGGGGAGAGACUGCGUGCAACUCGGACCACCUCCUCAAGGAGAGGAGGUGCAAGUGCGCUGGACUGAUGGCCUGGUGUAUGGGGCCAAGUUUGUAGCAGCUCAUGUCAUCCAAAUGUACCUGGUGGAGUUUGAAGAUGGCUCACAGCUCACAGCCAAAAGAGAUGAUGUGUACACUUUGGAUGAGGAGCUGCCAAAAAGAGUCAAAUCCAGACUGUCUAAGGCCUCGGACAUGCGUUUCGAUGGAAUCUUUGAAGAGAAGGAGAUCAUCCAGGAGUCCAAGAGGCAGAGAGUGAUAAACUCGCGUUACAGAGGGGACUACAUCGAGCCGGUCAUAUACAGAGCCAUAAUGGAGUAGCACAAGCAGAAGUAGCUCUUACAGAGCUAUUACAGUUCUAUUUAUAUAUUUUUUACUAUCAAUAAUGAAGGUUUUGUUUGUUUGGUUGGUUGUUGUUGUUUUUUUUUGAAGGAUCACUAACAAUUUGUUUAAUGGUACUUUUCUUAAAUUCUGUUUGUCAUGACCAGUUGCAGACAGUAACCACAAAUCUGUUCAGAGUGGGUCUCUCUGUGGUUGUAUUUAAAUGUUGAACCAUUUUACAAGAGAAAAAGGCAGAACAGUAACAGACACUGCCCUGAGGACUCUGUCCUUAACUGCCUUCUUAUUUUCACUUAAAGUCCUUGUAUUGUUUUAUUUAACAACCUGCAGCUUUUCUAUUUACUGACAAAUUCAUGAUUAAAAAUUAUUGAUGCUACUUA
Boleophthalmus pectinirostris (great blue-spotted mudskipper) is the source of this 2590-nucleotide messenger RNA. RefSeq names its product lysine-specific demethylase 4A-like. The coding region runs from base 15 to 2192 and encodes 725 amino acids. Gene Ontology annotation, molecular function: histone H3K9 demethylase activity; histone H3K36 demethylase activity. Lineage: Eukaryota; Metazoa; Chordata; Actinopteri; Gobiiformes; Gobiidae. The transcript has 14 exons. Gene Ontology annotation, biological process: chromatin remodeling. The record is from RefSeq and is a predicted model, not a curated record. Gene Ontology annotation, cellular component: nucleus.